AUGCGCCUUUUCUGGAAGGGGACGCGUCCGCCGCUAACGCGAUGGCGACACUCACCUUCGCCAGCGCCCGUCAUGUCCUCCUAGGUACUCUGCAUUGCUCCGUCACGCAGCGUACUCUCUCUGUAUGGUCUAAUGCGGUCCUGAGGGGUGUUCACCCAAAUGCACAUCUCAAACUUGGCAGAAGUAACCCGCUACGUGCAGUCCCGACUGCAGUUCCUGCUCGUCUGUUCAGCACCCCAUCUAAGAUCCUGAGAUUUGUACGGACGGAUGUAUGGAAAGCCACACAUAGGAGUGGAGGAUAUGGGAGUGCGCCUCCUCCUAGGAGACCUACAGAGUCAUCGAUACGCCGCGCGAUCGACUCCCUGCCUUCAGGCAUAUUUCUCUGGGGUAUCUUGGGCCUGAACGGUGCCAUAUUAUUGUUAUGGGGCUACGCAAGUGGGAUCGCUCAACAGAACCGUGACUUCACUUGGCUAAAGUGGAUGCACGAGAACUUCCUCGUCAGUAUGCGCAACGUUCGGGAGGGUCGAUGGUGGACCCUUCUCACUUGCUGUUUCUCUCACCAAGAGAUGAUGCAUUUCUUAGUCAAUGCCUUCACCUACGGAUUCAUGGCACCUGGCGUCAUUGCCAUUCUCGGGAAUGCCUCGUUCUUAACUUUAUAUCUCGGGGGUGGGAUAUUGUCAAGCGGGUUGAGCUUGCUAUGGAGUGAGCAAGUCAAAAAGAGAGACACCUCUUCUCAGGGUGCUAGUGGUGCUAUUUACGCGGUCAUUUCCUUCUUUGCGUGCGUAGCUCCCAGGGCCGAGCUCCUGAUCUUUGGCAUCGUUCCAUGUCCAGCUUGGAUAGUCGUAGGGAGUCUCUUCGUCUAUGACUCAUGGAGAUCUAUCACUGACAGGGGAGGUAGAACUGAUACCGCUGGUCAUAUCGGUGGGAUGUUUGCUGGUGCAGGAUAUUUCAUUUUGAAGAGGAUGGGCAUGCGCUUCUAAGUUGUACAGUGCCCUUGUAACCCCAGUCGAGUCCGCAAUGAUAAACCCCGACUCUGUAAUCAGGACGCCGGCGACCAAGAAUAAGGCCGAAAAAUCUCUGGG
Messenger RNA from Gloeophyllum trabeum ATCC 11539, 1082 nucleotides. Its product is annotated as rhomboid-domain-containing protein. Bases 42 to 980 code for a protein of 312 amino acids. The record is from RefSeq and is a predicted model, not a curated record. Gene Ontology annotation, cellular component: membrane. Gene Ontology annotation, molecular function: serine-type endopeptidase activity. Lineage: Eukaryota; Fungi; Basidiomycota; Agaricomycetes; Gloeophyllales; Gloeophyllaceae. The transcript is spliced from 6 exons.